CCUACAACAGGCUACAGGCUUCAAGAACUUACUGAUGACAGUGAAGUGGAGAAGUGGCUACAACAACAAAUCAUUUAGUAUGUGGUAACUUUCAAUGGUUUUUGUUCUUUGUUAAGAAGAACGAAUAAAAUGCGUCAGAUCUAGUGGAAUCAAACAAACUAAAAAUAAAUAGUUAAAUUGUUAACAUUUAUUCACAUCAAUGGAAUCAUCACAGUCGAUCGAUUUAAAAAAUGAAAGCAAUAGAUUAAGUACAUUUGCUGGUUGGCCAGUAUCAUUUAUCAUUAGUCCGAAAAGUUUAGCAGCUGCUGGAUUCUAUUACACCAAACAAACCGAUAAAGUUAAAUGUGCUUUUUGUAAUAUUUGUAUUUGUCACUGGGAAUUCGGUGACAAUGCUGUUGAUGAACAUAAACGUCACAAUCCUGACUGUAGCUUUAUCCUUAGUCAAGACUGCGGGAAUAUACCUAUUAUCGAAGGAAUUCAGCUGAGGGGAGAAUUUGUUGAAAACCAUAAGGAAACUGGUGAACCAAUUGAUAUUCAAGGUUUGGGUGUAAGAGCUCAUAGAGUAGCUUUUCAUUUAAAGUAUAAUUCAUUUAGUGCUCGAUUGAGCUCAUUCAGAGGUUGGAAUAAUGAAUCACAAAAACCUGAAGACUUAGCUACUGCUGGAUUUUUUUUCACUGGUAGUAAUGACGAAGUUCGAUGUUAUUACUGUGAUGGAGGUCUUCAAAAUUGGGAGGUAGCAGAUAAUUCAUGGGUUGAACAUGCAAAAUGGUUUCCAAACUGUGGCUUUUUAAAUUUAGUAAAAGGAGAAAAAUUCUUAGAUGGAAGUUUGGUGGAAAGAUUUAAUGCGCUUUUAAGUAGACCUAGGCCCGAUGAUUCAACAGAGGGACAAGUGGUUAGUAUACACCAAACAGAUAACAUUUCCCCAUAUAAUAUGAGUUCUUCAACUAGAAGUAAUGAGACCACUGAUCGUCAAAUUAGCGAUCUUAUGCUAUUACCUCCUGCACUAAUGGCUUUAGAGUUAGGCUUGCAACCAUCUCAGAUUCGACAAGCAAUUCGUAGUAAUCUGCAAGAUAUCGGCACACCUUUUCGUUCAAUGGAUAGUUUUAUGCAACAGGUUUUAAAUCAAGAUCAAAAUUCAUUUUUUUCUGAUGGAGAUACAUUGACUCUGGAACAAAUUCUUCAGAGAGAAGGGCCAGUGGACAGAACAGGAGUUACUCAGCAUCUUUCUAAUGCAUUAUUGUCUGAAGAAUCUAGUGAAUCUAAUGAAAGUGACGAAGAUAGUAAUUUUGUGUUACAAAGCGAUUUAGAAGAUGAAUUAAUAUCUGAACCUCAAGAUCAAAAUAUAACAAAUAGUCAAAAUGAAAGUGAUACUCUUGAUAUAAAUGAAUCUGCAUUUAUAGCUGACAAUGUUCAUUCCAGUCAAUCUAACGAUACUAAAACUAAAGAAGAAGUUAAUUUACCAAGUGAUGAAUCUGGGAGUGGGAGUAUUAAAUUAUCUCAUUCAGAUUUAGAAGAAGAAAACCGUCGUUUGAAGGAAGCCCGCCUUUGUAAAAUUUGUCUAGAUCAAGAAUUGGGUGUUGUUAUGUUACCUUGUGCUCAUUUAGUUGCAUGCAUCACUUGUGCUUCUAGUCUACCAGACUGCCCAUUAUGUCGACAGACCAUCAAGGCUACUGUUCGUACAUUCCUUUCUUAAUGAUUGACAUUAUAUUUACAAAUUUUUACUUUGCACUUAAUUCACAUUUGUUGAACAUUUAAAUACUUAACAAAUUUGAUGUAUAGAUUGCCUGUUGCUAUUUAUAUAUAUAUAUUUAAUGUUAACCUUUACUAAAAGAAAAAAUUGGAAAUUUCAAAUAUAUUAAUGUUUUGUGUGAUUUUCAA
Molecule: messenger RNA, 1878 nt
Organism: Myzus persicae (green peach aphid)
Lineage: Eukaryota; Metazoa; Arthropoda; Insecta; Hemiptera; Aphididae
Product: baculoviral IAP repeat-containing protein 7-B-like
Exons: 12
Coding region: 200-1693 (497 amino acids)
Biological process (GO): negative regulation of apoptotic process; regulation of cell cycle; positive regulation of protein ubiquitination
Cellular component (GO): nucleus; cytoplasm
Molecular function (GO): cysteine-type endopeptidase inhibitor activity involved in apoptotic process; ubiquitin protein ligase activity
Source: RefSeq, a predicted model, not a curated record